GGGAUCUUCAGGAAGAGCUGGUGAAGGUGGGAGUUAUCACAUCCCUAGUCCGAAUAUUAACUGACUAUGCAGAGAGUGAACCGCUUGUCCACGUUGACCUACUGGCCUUAUGCAAUCUUGCAGACCUUGAUACAGCUAAGGAAGCUCUAAGCAAGACAAAGGUGGCUGAACAGUUGGUGAAGCAAUUGAGAAGAGCAGAGAGCCAUGAGAGGUUAGAAAUUGUCUUUGAGAUUCUUCAGGCACUUGCAGAAAAUGAUGCUUUGAAAGUACAGUUGGUGGAGGCAGGUGUGCAAGAGGUGCUGUCUGAGAUCCUGCUGAGGCUCCAGGGUAGCUCACAAGCUGAAGACACAUGCAUUGUGAAGGCUGCGUCAGAUCUCAUUGUCUCUCUGCUUCUUGGAGAUAGGUCUGUGUAGAAGAAUUUUGCUAAGGGAUUUGGUGUUAUCCACCAGAAUGUUCGUGCCUGGCUUGCAUCCAAACAUACGCAACUACAGACAGAAAAAAUGACUACUGCUAGUUUCAGCAGAAAUAAUGGCAACUGUGAGCGAAUGGUACAGGUGGGAGUCAUACACCAGCUUCUGGACCUUCUGGAGAAACACGUGGAGAGCGCGGAUGUCUCUGUUCAACAUGCUGCACUCAGCGCACUUCGAAACCUUGCUAUUCCAGUUGCUAACAAGGUUCAGAUACUGGAGGAACGUGUGGCGGAAAGAAUUCAGGCACUUCUAAGGUCAGAGUCGCCUCCUGUGCAGUUUAAACUUCUCGGAACACUACGAAUGUUGGCAGAUGGUCAAGCUGACGCCGCUGAAAUCUUGGGCCAAGACCCCACGCUGCUCAACAGACUCGUGCAAUGGUGCGACGCUAACAACAGCGCUGGCAUCCGCGGAGAAGCACAUCGGCUGCUGGCCUCCAUCUUGCAGCACAACAGAUCUCAGGAAGUGAUCAAGGCCAUGCAGGAAGCCCGUGGAGUGAAGCAUCUGGUUUCCAUGACAACAAGCGAACACGUUACUCUACAGAAGGAGGCUCUGAAUGCCUUGACAAUAGCAUCCACGAUCAAUUUAGAAACCCUCGAAGAAUCUUUUAAGGAGUCACGGCUAGUUCAAAGCUUACACAGACUACUACAAGAUGUGAAUACAAGUCCUGAGGUGACAUAUAAUUCAAUGGGUCUUUUGUGCAGCCUUCUUAAAUCAG
Molecule: messenger RNA, 1185 nt
Organism: Tinamus guttatus (white-throated tinamou)
Lineage: Eukaryota; Metazoa; Chordata; Aves; Tinamiformes; Tinamidae
Source: RefSeq, a predicted model, not a curated record